GACUAUUUCCUAGCAUCGAAUAGCCCGAGCCCCCUUAUUGUUGAGAAUUGUUUUUAACUGAAGGAUACCGUUACGGGUUUUGUCCUCGUCGGGAUUUGAGCUAUCACGCCUAGAUUAAAUAUUAGGGUUUAUUCCAGAUCAAAGAAGAUGGAAACGGGAGGAGAGGAGGAUCAAGAUGGCUUGUCAGUUCAUUCUCCAGGCCAGACUCCUCCCUCUUCGGCGUCUUCUCUGCCGAAGGUGGACUUGGAGUUGAGGAUAUUGGAAGCAUUGGAGAUUUACCCUCCAGCUAAAUUACAAGGUUUACAUCGCCACUUUGUUCUUUAUGGGCUGAUGGAAUAUAUGCGGAAAAGCUUUGAGAAGCAAUUCACAGCAGAUGAGAUUUUGCAGUUGCUAGAUCGCUUCUUCAAUUUGGAAAUGCUGAAACCAGAUGAUGAAGAAGUGGAGAACAUUAAUCACGAGGAAGAUUUUUCUUUGCCACAAAGCUUCUUUAUCAAGGAAGAGUCGUAGCUUGUUUAUAAAAGGUAAAUACCUUCAAACAUUCUCUCAUUUCCCUACUGUUACUGUAAUAUUUAUGAACAAGUUAUAGUUUUCUAUAUAGAAGAUGAGAUGAAUGAUCACUUUUUACUCGCCCAAAAUGAGAGCUUGUGUAUUAAAGGUAAAAAUCUUUAUACAUUCUCUUAUUUCUCUACUGUUACUGUAAUAUUUUUAAACAAAUUAUAGUUUUCUCUAUAGAAGAUGAGAUUAAUGAUUAUUUUUUCACUCGCCCCACCCUCAUUUUGGGCUAU
This is a messenger RNA of Phalaenopsis equestris, 785 nucleotides long. RefSeq lists its product as uncharacterized. Lineage: Eukaryota; Viridiplantae; Streptophyta; Magnoliopsida; Asparagales; Orchidaceae. The transcript has 5 exons. The record is from RefSeq and is a predicted model, not a curated record. Gene Ontology annotation, biological process: regulation of transcription by RNA polymerase II. Gene Ontology annotation, cellular component: nucleus; NuA4 histone acetyltransferase complex. The coding region runs from base 148 to 507 and encodes 119 amino acids.